UGAAGGGCUUCCCCUCUAACAGAACAGGGUACCCUAAUGCUGAGCCUCCUGUCUCAAGACCCCCAGGGGUCCGGAGGGUGGGCUCAGCUGGGGCAGAUCACAGAUUGUGAGAAUGGCCAGGCCUCUGGAGCAGGCGGUGGCUGCCAUCGUUUGCACCUUCCGGGAAUAUGCGGGGCGCUGCGGGGACAAGCAUAAGCUGUGCCAGGCGGAGCUCAAGGAGCUGGUGCAGAAGGAGCUGCCCACCUGGACCCCGACGGAGUUCCGGGAGUGUGACUACAGUAAAUUCAUGAGUGUUCUGGACGCCAACAAGGACGGCGAGGUGGAUUUCGUGGAGUACGUGCGCUCACUGGCCUGCCUCUGCACCUACUGCCAUGACUACUUCAAGGACUGCUCCCCGGAGCCCCCCUGCCCCCAGUAGCCUCUGCCGCAGGGUCUGCCCGGGACCUGCUCCAGCUCUGCCCUGUGGGGUCCUGGGCAUGGCACCCAUACCCCCUGCCCUCUCUUCUGCAUCCUUCUCAUGUGGAAUCUCCCAGGUCUGCCCCUGAUAUCCUAACCCCUGUUGCCUGGGGCAGGGACCUGUGAAGGGACCUGUCCCCAGGAUCACAGCUAGUGACAUGCAGAGCGGCCACCCGCUGCCUCCCGGCUGUGGUGUGUGAUGGGAGAGGCAGGGGCGCUUUGAGACUGCCCAGGCCCCCCAGAGCAUGUGCACGAAGGAGGCCCUGGUGGGAAAGGGCCUGCUGAACUCCCA
Messenger RNA from Rhinolophus ferrumequinum (greater horseshoe bat), 748 nucleotides. RefSeq names its product S100 calcium binding protein A3 (gene S100A3). The coding region runs from base 113 to 418 and encodes 101 amino acids. Lineage: Eukaryota; Metazoa; Chordata; Mammalia; Chiroptera; Rhinolophidae. The record is from RefSeq and is a predicted model, not a curated record. Gene Ontology annotation, cellular component: cytoplasm. The transcript is spliced from 3 exons. Gene Ontology annotation, molecular function: calcium ion binding; transition metal ion binding.